AUGCACCUUGGACUGUCAGACCCAACAGCACAUAACCCGCUGUCGGAUAGCCUGGCAGUUCUUGAGACCUUCCAAGGCUGGGAGCUGCGUCGCUGCUUCGGUGCCUGGGACACCGAGCAGCUCCAGGGCUUCAGCCGUGAGCAGCUGGCGGAGCUGCUGCGGCGCUUGUGUCCCGAGCUGGACGAGGCCAAGCGGAAGAUGGUGCUCAAGCACGCCUUCACCACGCCCAAAGGGGAGAUGCGGAAGGUGAUGCCUUACGAGGAGUUCGUAGAGAAGCUUUUGCGGUUCGCAGCCGUGGGAGAGCGCCAGUGA
Messenger RNA from Durusdinium trenchii, 312 nucleotides. Lineage: Eukaryota; Dinophyceae; Suessiales; Symbiodiniaceae. The record is from the annotation of a GenBank genome assembly.